GCUAAACAAAUCUAUUAGUCAAGAUAAGCAACCGAAACACCUCAUAAGCACAGAGUCGACCAAGAAAACGCGAGACGAGUCUGAACUCUGAAAGCUCUGCAAUGGCAGGAGGAGAGGAAGCAGGCGAGCUGCAGCUGCUGGGCGCGUGGAUGAGCCCCUUUGUGAUCCGCGUCAAAGUGGCGCUGCAGAUGAAGGGCCUGCGCUACGAGUACAUUGAGGAGGACCUCCAGCGCAAGAGCGACCUCCUGCUGAGGUCCAACCCGGUGCACAAGAAGGUGCCCGUGCUGAUCCACGACGGCAGGCCGGUGUGCGAGUCGCUCGUCGUCCUCGAGUACGUCGACGAGGCCUGGCUCGGGACCGGGCCGCCCCUCCUCCCCUCCGACCCCUACGACCGCGCCACCGCUCGCUUCUGGGCAACCUACGUCAACAACACCUUUUUCCAGUCGUGGAGGACGCUGUUCAGGUCGACGACGGCGGAGCAGAGAGCGGAGGCGUUCAAGAACGUGGUCCCGCAGGUGGAGACGCUGGAGCGAGCGUUCAAGGAGUACUCAAAGGGGAAGGACUUCUUUGGCGGCGACGAGGUCGGCAUCGUGGACCUCGCGCUCGGGAGCUUCCUGGUGUGGAUCAGGGUGGUGGACGAGUUGGCCGGCACCAAUCUUCUGGACGGGGAGAAAUUCCCGGGCUUGGCGGCCUGGGCGGAGCGGUUCUUGGCCGUGGACGCCGUCGCGGAGGUGAUGCCCGAAGCCGGGAAGAUCAUGGAGCACUACAAGUGGUUUCUGGCUAAACUGGCUGCACCGGCUGGUUCUAGCUGAUUGCGAUUGAUCGCGAUAUACUUUGUCAGUGAGACUGCACUGGAAGAAAUAGCUAUUCUCUGUUGAGAGAUGUCGUUUGUGUUGGAUAAAGAAAGCAAACAGUGAGGCACUGUCAGUCUGUUCAGAUGUUAUUUUGUUCAGUAAAAGAGAUUGAAACGAUCAAAUGUUUUCAAUGGAAUAAACACCACGCUGAUGACAUAA
Lolium rigidum is the source of this 1013-nucleotide messenger RNA. RefSeq names its product probable glutathione S-transferase GSTU6. Bases 102 to 812 code for a protein of 236 amino acids. Lineage: Eukaryota; Viridiplantae; Streptophyta; Magnoliopsida; Poales; Poaceae. Gene Ontology annotation, molecular function: glutathione transferase activity. The transcript is spliced from 2 exons. Gene Ontology annotation, cellular component: cytoplasm. The record is from RefSeq and is a predicted model, not a curated record. Gene Ontology annotation, biological process: glutathione metabolic process.